Phaethon lepturus (White-tailed tropicbird) is the source of this 1290-nucleotide messenger RNA. RefSeq names its product guanine nucleotide-binding protein subunit beta-4. Gene Ontology annotation, cellular component: heterotrimeric G-protein complex; cytoplasm. The coding region runs from base 25 to 1047 and encodes 340 amino acids. NCBI's taxonomy places the organism in Eukaryota, Metazoa, Chordata, Aves, Phaethontiformes, Phaethontidae. The transcript has 9 exons. Gene Ontology annotation, biological process: G protein-coupled receptor signaling pathway. Gene Ontology annotation, molecular function: signaling receptor complex adaptor activity; protein binding. The record is from RefSeq and is a predicted model, not a curated record.
UGUGAGAAAUAGAGACUGAAGAAGAUGAGUGAGCUGGAACAGUUACGGCAGGAGGCAGAGCAGCUGCGAAAUCAAAUCAGAGAUGCAAGGAAAGCAUGUAGUGACACAACUCUUGCCCAGAUCACAACAAGUCUGGACUCAGUGGGUCGAAUUCAGAUGCGAACAAGGCGUACGCUUAGAGGUCACUUAGCCAAAAUCUAUGCUAUGCACUGGGGAUCUGACUCAAGGCUACUAGUCAGUGCUUCUCAAGAUGGAAAAUUAAUUAUAUGGGAUAGUUAUACAACAAAUAAGAUGCACGCCAUUCCUUUGAGAUCCUCCUGGGUGAUGACUUGCGCAUACGCACCAUCUGGAAACUACGUUGCCUGUGGUGGAUUGGACAACAUCUGUUCCAUAUACAACUUAAAAACCAGAGAGGGCAAUGUGAGAGUGAGCCGAGAGUUGCCAGGGCAUACAGGAUACUUGUCCUGUUGUCGCUUUCUAGAUGACAACCAAAUUGUCACUAGCUCAGGAGACACCACUUGCGCUUUGUGGGAUAUUGAAACUGGUCAACAGACCACCACAUUCACUGGGCAUACUGGCGAUGUGAUGAGUCUCUCUCUAAGUCCAGAUAUGAGGACUUUCGUUUCGGGUGCCUGUGAUGCCUCCUCGAAGCUUUGGGAUAUUCGAGAUGGAAUGUGCAGGCAGUCAUUCACAGGGCAUGUGUCAGAUAUUAAUGCAGUUUGUUUUUUCCCUAAUGGACAUGCAUUUGCCACUGGAUCUGAUGAUGCUACUUGCCGGCUCUUUGACCUACGUGCAGAUCAGGAAUUAAUGAUGUACUCGCACGACAAUAUCAUCUGCGGAAUCACUUCUGUAGCCUUCUCAAAAAGCGGUCGCCUCUUGCUAGCAGGUUAUGAUGACUUCAACUGCAACGUGUGGGAUACUCUGAAAGGGGAGAGAGCAGGUGUCCUUGCUGGCCAUGACAACCGUGUCAGCUGUUUAGGUGUUACUGAUGACGGCAUGGCUGUAGCUACAGGGUCUUGGGACAGUUUUCUCAGAAUCUGGAAUUAACUGGGAGCCAAACAUGUACAUUCUCCAUUUGAGAUCUGGAGAGAUCAAUGCUGCAGCCUAUAGCUGUGAAAUAACAUUUCUACCUUGUAUUUGCAGGUGAAGUUUUUCUAUUCACUGAUUAUUACACAAAAAGGCUUUCUGUAAACUAGAAAAAAAAUCAAGUGAAGAAAUAGGGGAGGGGGGAAGAAAUCACUGACUUUUUAAAAGGGGCCAGCACACAUAAUCAUGGUGACCGUCAAACUA